AUGGGGAGAUGGUCCCUGGUGGAAGCCAGAAAGAAAGGAAAGGCUGCUGGAAAAAUUAGAGGAAAACCUCUUCCAUUACUUUCAUUUUUUGAGGCUAUAUUUAGCACAAGUCAUGCUUUCAGACGUCCUAUCAAUGCAGAUCUAACCCUGGAAGGAAUCAAAUGUGGAUUAUCUGAAAAACGGCUUGAUUUAGUUAUCAAUUGGGUUACCCAGGAAAAGCUGACAUUUUCUGACAAAGCUGGGGAUGUGAUUUGUGCUUAUGGGGAGCAGGAUACCUAUAACAAGGCCAAGUGUUUGGCGUUAGCUCAAAUUAUCUACAGUGAAUGUGAUCAGCACAAGAAAGCUCUUCUUUGCCUGUGUAAACAGGGUCAGAUUCAAGGGGCCAUGGAAUACAUACAACAAUUCAAGGACUUUACCUCUGACGACCUGAUGCAACUAAUAACAGCAUGUCCCCAAAUUGAAUUAAUUCAAUCUCUCACUCAAGAAAGGAAUGGGAAACCACCAUAUUUAUCUUUUGGGCUUACCGUACUACAUCUGUUCUCUACAGAUAUGAAAAAAGUUGGCAUUGAGCUAUUUCAAGAAUUAAACAAGGGUGGGAAAGAUGCAGUAGAACAUCUUGUGAUGAAUGACUCAUUUUGCUCCUUAGAAAAGUGGCAAGAAGUGGCAAAUAUAUGUUUACAGAAUGGCUUUGAAAAAAUAUCUAAUAACAUCCUGUCCAUUCUUCGAUCUCAGUCUGGAGUUGCAGAAUUUGAGGAUGAUACCAUCAACUUAAUGGAACAUGUUUUUUGGUAG
Messenger RNA from Castor canadensis (American beaver), 792 nucleotides. Lineage: Eukaryota; Metazoa; Chordata; Mammalia; Rodentia; Castoridae. The record is from RefSeq and is a predicted model, not a curated record.